AUGGACAUUUGCAUUUCAGCUGUUACCAAACUGGCUCAAUUCACUGUGACUCCGGUUUGGCGAAAGUUAAGUUAUUUGAUCCAUUACAAGAGUAAUGUAGAGCAUCUCACUGGUCAAACUGAGAGGCUGGUUGGCAAAAGAGACGGGGUGAAACUCGCCGUGGAGGCAGCAGCCCGGAAUUUGGAGACAAUCGCUCCUGAAGUUGAGACCUGGCUGUGCAAUUCGCGGCGUUACUUGGGUGAGAAGGCUAAGAAGAUGAGUUUGGUGGUUGACAACCUUCUUAGAGAUGGGAGUUUCACGAGGGUUUCGUAUCCUGCUCCUCCCCCGGAGAUAGGGUUUUCGGCAAUACAUGAAGGGGGCAGCUCCUCAGGAACAUCUGACCCUGCUCCUCCAGCAGCAGCAAUGGAACUUUUUGAGGGUCCUCAGCAUAGAUUACCCUAUUCAGAGGAGAUCCUGAAAGCUCUGCAAGAUGACAACAUCGAUAUGAUUGGUAUUGCUGGAAUAAUUGAACGGGAAGAUGCUGUAACAACGAAAGAGUUCAUCCGGAGAGUCAAAGAGCAAGAUUUAUAUCAAGAGGUUGCGGUGGCAGUUGUGUCCCAGAAUCCUGACCUGAAAAGGAUACAAGGUGCAAUAGCAGAUGUGCUGGGGCUGACUUUGGAAGAUAGAAGUUUACUUGAGCGAGCAGAGAAGCUAAAUUGUAGAAUCAUGUCCAUGGACUCGAAUAGGCUCGUCGUGAUUUUGGCUGAUGUUUGGGAAUUACUUGAUUUGGUGGCAGUUGGAAUCCUUGGUGGUGAUAGCGAGGAAAGAUGCAAGAUCAUAUUGGUAGCCAAACAUCCGAAUGUCUCCAGUGAGGAAAUCGCAGAUUUUCUAGGUCUGAAGCUCACAGGGCUAAGUUUAGCUGGAAGAGCAAACGAGUUAAAAGAAAGAUUAUCGGGUAAUAAGAGGGUCCUUGUAAUAUUAGAUAAUGCUUGGACACAGAUAGAUAUGGAGGAAGCAGGAAUUCCAUCUUGCUGCAAAAUCUUGGUGUCAUCACGAAAUCAAGAUAUAUUCAAUGACAUAGAAACCAAAAGGAAUUUUCCGAUCAGUGUGUUGCCAGAACAAGAUGCAUGGAGUUUGUUUAAGGAUAUGGCAGGCACAUCCAUUGAAUCUCCUCAGCUACGUCUUGUAGCGCAACAGGUUUUAAGAGAAUGUGCUGAAAGCAGCAAUAUACCGGUUGAAGAUUUGGUUAGAUAUGGUUUCGGGCUUGGGUUGUUUAAAGGGGUGCAGUUUGAUCAGCUUGAAAGAUUUAAGAUCUCAAUAGGAUGGUGGAACAGAAGUUGUUGGGAUGUGAAUCCCUGUGAGAACUACUUGAGACUUAGCUAUGCAGCAGAAUCUCCUGCAGAGAGUAGAAUAACUAUAUUGCUAGAGAAAACUAACGUUCUAGAGUUAGACAUGCAGUAUAUGAGCAGAACUCUUAAUGACCUGAGAAGAAACUGUUGUUUAAACUUGAAAUCUCUAAAGCUCUGCAAUUCUGAAGAUCUACAAUAUGUCUUUGACAUGGGAUAUGUAAGUGUUUUCCCUGUCCUGCAUACGCUGAAGAUCGAUGAACUAAAGGAGCUCAAGGCGGUUUUUCAUGGCGAGCUUCCAGUGGGGUCAUUUAACGAACUUAGAGAGUUAUUUUUAUCGUCUCUACCUAAAUUAACACAUUUAUGGAAGAUACCAAGUCAAUUUGAUCAGUGCCUAAGAAAUCUGAGAUGCGUUAAGGUGAGUAGACUUUACGUUCUAAAAUAUCUCUUCCUAUUAUCAGUAGCUAGCCAUCUGAAGCAACCCGAAGAGCUAGACAUACAAAAUUGCCUCUAUUUGCAAGAGAUUGUUGCCUUAAAAGAUCAGACCUCAAAACAAAUUGUUGCCAUUGAAGAAUCGGAAAAUGAGGAAGAAGUCAACGAGAUCAGUCACCCCAAUUUGCUACGCUUGAAUCUUGAAAGACUACCAGGGUUCGUUGGGAUCACCAAAACUAUAUGUAAGAUCAACUUUCCUGGAUUGAUCACGUUGAAGUUGGAAUGCCUACCAAAAAUCAUGAGUCUUUCUCCAGAUAGUUUGGCUCCAGAAAGUAGCAUUGCUUAUGCCACAAAACAACAUUUAUUUGGCAUCAAGGUUAGUCCCUUUUGGCAGCUACGAUUUGUGAUGGUGAAGGAAUGUGCUAAGCUAUCUGGUAUUUUCUCGUUCAGUUGGAUGCAGGACUUACAAAGUCUGGAACAACUUGAAGUAAGGGAAUGUAGGUCACUGGAAACAGUUCUCGACUUUGAAGAUCUAGAAAUGAAACAGAAUCCAAAGCAAUUCCCUGCACUUUUGGAGUUUCUACUCUCUCCUUCCAUUGCUAGGGGUAUGGUGAAGCUCGAAGGUCUAUCCAUAAUUGAGUGCAAGAAGAUGGAAGUAGUAGUUGCAAAACCGCUAGCGGAUGAAGAAUCAGAGGAUAACAGCUUGCUCCCUCAGCUAAGUUAUUUGGAACUUCGCGCUCUACCAAAUCUCAUAAGUUUUUCUCAAGGCAAAUGUAAUUUAGAUUGGCCAUCACUGGAAGAGUUAACUGUUGAAGAAUGCCCUCGAAUGGAGAAUUUAUGUUUAGGUUCCCUUAGCACACCAAGGGAAGUGAAGUUAAGUAUCAGCGGGGCAAGUGAAAAUCUUCAGAAGGAGCUGAACGACAGUCGGAAAGAAACUUAA
This is a messenger RNA of Pyrus x bretschneideri (Chinese white pear), 2697 nucleotides long. RefSeq names its product probable disease resistance protein At4g27220. The coding region runs from base 1 to 2697 and encodes 898 amino acids. The record is from RefSeq and is a predicted model, not a curated record. The transcript is spliced from 7 exons. Gene Ontology annotation, molecular function: ADP binding. NCBI's taxonomy places the organism in Eukaryota, Viridiplantae, Streptophyta, Magnoliopsida, Rosales, Rosaceae.